GAAUGUGGUUGGGGAGCGGGGGGGCGAGAGAGGGACAGACGAGGCAGCCUGCAAAAAAGGAAGCACGACUCGCCUUAUCGCGUCACUCCGGGUCGUGGCUCUAAGCAGGAAGCUGCCUUUCCUCUCGGAUUUGUCGCCCCAGGAACAAGCAGGCAAUUUUGUCUUUGCUCGAUGCGACCCUCGGCCCAGAAGACGCGGAAGCCGGCCAGAAGGAAAAAUGCCUCCUCGGAUGGAGCUCGCUCUCCUGCUCCUCGGCGUGCUCGCUCUGCCGGAGGCGCGCCGGAGCGCCAGCGCGCUCCGCGUCCAACAGAGCUUUUUCUCGCUAAACCGCACCAAUAAUUUCGCCGUGGACCCGUCGUCCGGUAAGGUGUACGUGGCCGCCGUCAACAGCCUGUACCAGCUUGACGGCAGUCUGAGCGCGGAGGCGGAGAAGAGGACCGGCCCGGUGGAGGACAACCUGUUGUGCCACGCGCCGCAGCUCCCGCAAGCUCCGUGCCAGCACCACAAGUCGCUGACUGACAACCACAACAAGUUGCUGGAGCUGGACAGCGAGCAGGGGGUCGCGGUGGUGUGUGGCUCCGUCUACCAGGGCUUCUGCGAGCUUCGCAAGAUGGACAACAUCUCCCAGAUAGCCGUGGAGUUCCCAGGCAAGGGCGAGAAGACCGUCUUCCCCAGCAUGCUCAACAUCGCUGCCAACCACCCCGACGCGUCCACCGUGGGGCUCGUCCUGCAGGGGGGCGGCGGGGGCGACACCCGGCUGCUCGUCGCGGCCACGUACACCGGCGCCGGUAGCCAGUACUUUCCAAGAAACCACAGCAAGGAGGACCUACGCUUCGAAAACACUCCCGAGAUCGCCAUCCGCUCCUUCAACGUGCGUGAUCUGACCCGACUGUUCACUUACGACAUCAACCCGUCCGAGGACAACGUGUUCAAGAUCAAACAGGAGGCCAAGAGUAAAAACAAGCUUCACUUUGUGCGCGCCUUCAACCACAAGACCUUCUCGUACAUUGCCUUCAACAAUGACGCCAAAACGGGCCACAAAGAGAGCCAGGCCAACAGCAUCCUCGCCCGCAUCUGUCUGGACACCGGCGGCCACAAAUCCGGCGGCGGCCCGGAGAGCAGAAAGCUCACCGAGUCUUACAUCCAGGUGCCCCUCCAGUGCGGCCGCGACGGGGACAUUUACAAUCGCCUCAUGUCUGUUUACCCCACCGACAUCCACGCGCACGGCGUCACCGAGCCCUUCCUCUUUGGAGUGUUCUCCAAAGGGGACCGAAAGUCAGCCGUGUGCGCCUUCAGCUUUGGGGACAUCGAGCAAGAGAUCCGUCGAGGCCGCAGAAGCUGCUCCAACUCGCCCAGUGGCGACGUGCAAGUGCUGGACAGCGUCAUCCAGGGCUCCGGGGCGUCUUGCGUCCGCAAGGGAAACCUGGUGCUGAUGCCAGAGCAGCUGGACUGUGGGGCAGCCCACCUGCAGCACCCUCUGGCCUUGAGGAGGCCCCUGAGGGCCAUUCCUUUGUUGCAAUACAACAGCCUAAGUGCCGUGUCUGUGGACAACGUGCUCAACCACACCGUGCUUUUACUGGGAACCUCUAACGGACGACUUCGGAAGGUGACCCUAACGCCAAACAUGACGUCGGUCGGUCAGAUGACCCUGAAGCUGCCGGCCGGCGAACCUGUCCACCACGUCAUGACCUUUGACCCCAACGACAGGACCUAUCUUUAUGUCAUGACCUCCCACCAUAUGCUGAGGGUCAAAGUGGCUCAGUGUGACCAGUGGAGCAGAUGCGAAGAUUGCUUGGGAGCAGGUGAUGCCCACUGUGGAUGGUGCACUUUGGAGAACAGGUGCAGCAUACAGAAGGAGUGUGCCCAGGGACGAUUGGCACGCUCUUGGAUCGCCAUGGGCGAAGGCCCCCAGCAGUGUCCCUCCAUGACCCUAACACCCCCCGAGAUCAGCAUAGCUGCAGACAUCAAGGACGUGGGGAUCCUCAUCAACGGCAUCGUUCCCGAUCUGGUUGGGUUUCGAGUGGAGUGCGAGUAUGGGCCAGGCUUGUCGACGGCCGCCACCCUGCACUUAGGCCAUGGGCCCGCUCAAAUCCAGACGUGUCCCCUCCUUUCUCGGGAGAACUACAGACCCAUCCUCCCAGGCGCAGAUCAUCGUACGGCCUCUGUGACAAUCAAAGUGAAUGGCACAUCUUUGGUGUCUGGAAACUUCAUCAUCUACGACUGUGAGAGGACUGGAGCAAUAAAUCCCAAAACCUCAUGCAUUAGCUGCCUGAGCACAAUGUGGAAAUGCUACUGGGACCAGGAAAAGCACCAGUGUGUCUCUGCUAAAGAUGAGACCAAGCACAACCUUCUGGAAAAUGCCGCUUCCUGUCCAAGCCUGGCUGCCGCAGAGGUUCCUCCGUCACCGUCUGGGGCGUCCCGGGACUUGGUUGUUUCCCUGAGGAACGUCCAGGAGGGGGAGGAGCUGGCGUGCGACUUUGGGACAGAACCACAAUACAAAGCUACAUGGCUGAACAGCUCGACUGUCGAGUGCACCGGUGUGACACUGUCCACUAAUCAGAGGACUCACGUGUACCAGCUCAACCUGAGGAGGACAGGCCACCUUAAUGAGGGCACCUUUGUGGACAGCCCCCAGCCGAUGAAUGUGGAGGUAUACAACUGUGGCGUAGGCAGUGGAGACUGUUCACAGUGCUGGGGUCGCGAGGAUCAGGGGCACCUCUGUGGCUGGUGUGAAAACAGCUGUGGACUGAGGGAUAACUGUCAGCCAAUCAAAGAGCAAUGUCCUGCGCCUGAGAUCCACAAGAUCUCCCCACUCAAGGGUCCCGUGGACGGAGGUACCCGCCUGACUGUGCACGGCAAAAACCUGGGUCGCCGGGCUGAAGUAGUCAAAGUGUAUGUCGGAGACGUCUCGUGUACACUCCUGCCCGAGCUCUACAGCGUCUCUGUUGAGCUGGUGUGCAUCACAGGGAAGGCUGCAGACGCUGGGACAGAUAUCAUCCGAGUGGACGUGGAGCAGAGCGGGAUGGGCAAGUCCAAAGAGAGCUUCUCAUACUUGUUUCCAAAGAUACUGUCCAUGGAGCCGAGGAAAGGCUCCCGUGCAGGAGGAACCAGAGUGAUCAUUAGUGGGGAGCACUUGGGAAUUGGAUCUCAGGUUCGAGUUAUGGUCAACAACACUCUGGAAUGCGUCAUCACAGAGCAAACAGAUGACACCAUUGAGUGCAUCAUGCCUCCAGCACUGCAAGCAAGUAGCGAAUCGGUGUUGGUGUGUGUGGAGUUUGAGAACGUCUCCUGUCACAGUGAUGAACUGAGCACCACAUACACGUAUGAGAAAAACCCCACCAUCAGCUUUAUCAAGCCUGACAGGAGCUUCCUCAGUGGUGGCAGGACCAUCACAGUGGUGGGCAACGGAUUUGACCUGGUGCAGACUGCCACCAUGCAGGUUUUGGGAAUUGGACAAACUAUCUGCAUGGUUCUUUCACCGUCCACCAUUACAUGCCCAUCACCUCCUUCCAGCCUCUCCCAGCAGGCAUCAGUUCACUUCUACCUGAACGGUGUCCUCUACUUGGGGGACCGCUCUGCCCCCUUUAAUAUUGAAGCAAACGAGGAGGAAGAGGAUGAAGAGGAGCUGCAUAAAGGUCACUUCCUGUUGGAAUAUGUCGAGGACCCUCAGUUUUUCACAGCCAACAAGGAAAAGUUGAUUAAACAUCAUCCAGGAGAGCAACUGACACUCAUCAUCAAUAAAGGUCCCAGCGAUUUGGAGCUGAUACCGGACGAAUACUCGGUGAUGAUUGGCCCGUACCCCUGUAACAUCAGCUUCAACAAUGACCAACUGUUCCACUGCACCAUCAGCGGCCUGCUGAGCUCCCGUGAGACAGAGAUGCCUGUCACUGUGCAAGUGGGCAACUUUCGCCACACCAUUGCCAAAGUGCAGAUGGGCGGCAGCGAGCUAGCCAUCGUUGUGUCCAUCGUGGUGUGCUGUAUCCUGCUGCUGCUCUGCACCGUGGCCCUUGUUGUUUACUGCACAAAGAGCCGAAGGGCAGAACGCUAUUGGCAGAAAACAUUACUCCAAAUGGAAGAGAUGGAGUCCCAGAUCAGAGAGGAGAUCCGUAAAGGCUUUGCAGAGCUGCAGACUGACAUGACAGACCUGACCAAGGAACUCAACCGCAGCCAGGGCAUUCCCUUCCUGGAGUACAAACAGUUUGUCACGCGCACCUUCUUUCCAAAGAUGUGCUCUGAUUACGAGAGGAGUCUGGUCCAACCUGCCUACGAGUAUGAUUCUUUGGGCCCUCGAGCUUUGCCAGAGACUCAUCCGCUACUCCAGGACUGGAAGUCCGCCAAUCCGAGCAAACCCAACGUAGAGGAAGGCAUAACGCUGUUUGCCACCCUUCUCAAUAACAAGCACUUCCUUGUCACCUUCGUCCACGCAUUGGAGCAGCAGAAGGACUUUGCUGUGCGAGACAGGUGCAGUCUGGCAUCCCUGCUCACCAUUGCCCUCCACGGCAAACUAGAGUACUACACCAGUAUCAUGAAAGACUUGCUGGUGGACCUCAUUGAUGCUUCAGCCUCCAAAAACCCCAAGUUGAUGCUGCGCCGCACAGAGUCCGUGGUGGAGAAGAUGCUCACCAACUGGAUGUCCAUCUGCAUGUACAGCUACCUCAAAGAGACUGUGGGCGAGCCAUUCUUCCUCCUACUGUGCGCAAUCAAGCAGCAGAUCAACAAGGGCUCCAUUGACGCCAUCACAGGGAAAGCGCGCUACACGCUCAAUGAGGAGUGGCUGCUCCGUGAAAAUAUCGAAGCCAAGCCACAGAACAUCAACGUGUCCUUUCAGGGUUGUGGUAUGGACUCGCUAUCUGUCAGGGUUAUGAAUACUGACACCAUCUGCCAGGUGAAGGAGAAAAUCAUCGAAGCCUUUUAUAAAAACUUGCCAUUUUCCCAGUGGCCCCGAGCAGAAGAUGUAGACCUGGAGUGGUUUGACUCAGGCAGCAACAGCAAACUCCUACAGGACCUGGACAACUCCUCCAUCAUGGAGGAUGGGCGCAAAAAACUCAACACAGUCUUCCAUUACCAGAUUCCAGAAGGGGCGUCACUCGCCAUGAGCAUGCAAGACAAGAAAGAAAACACACUGGGGAGAGCCAAAGAUCUGGAUACGGAAAAGUACAUCCACUUGGUUCUUCCACACGAUGAGCUAAUGGAGACCAAGAGGUCGCACAGGCAAAGCCACCGCAAGAAGGUGCUGCCUGAAAUCUACCUGACACGUCUCCUGUCUACCAAGGGAACGCUCCAGAAGUUCCUGGAUGACCUCUUUCAGGCCAUCCUCAGCAUCCCCCCUGAACAGCCCCCGCUAGCUGUCAAAUACUUCUUUGACUUUCUAGAGGAGCAGGCCGACAAACGGGGUAUCACUGACCCUGACACCCUGCACAUCUGGAAAACCAACAGUUUACCACUGCGAUUCUGGGUGAACAUCCUCAAGAACCCCCAGUUCGUCUUUGACAUCGACAAGACCGAUCAUAUGGACGCGUGUCUGUCUGUCAUUGCGCAGGCCUUCAUUGACGCCUGCUCUAUUUCCGAUCUGCAGCUGGGCAAGGAUUCUCCGACAAACAAGCUUUUGUAUGCCAAGGAAAUUCCCGAGUACAAGAAAAGGGUGCAGUGCUUCUACCGUCAGAUACAGGAAAUGGCGCCUCUCAGCGAGCAGGAGAUGAACGCGCACCUGGCCGAGGAGUCCCGAAAGUACAGAAAUGAAUUCAACACCAACCUGGCCUUGAUGGAGAUUUACAAAUACGCCAAGAGAUACAGAAACCAGGUGGCUAAUGCGCUGGAGUGCAACCCGACGGCACGGCGCACUCAGCUGCACCACAAGUUCGAGCAGGUUGUGGCCCUAGUUGAGGACAACAUUUACGAGUGCUGCAGCGAGGCCUGAACGUCCAUCUGCCGCCACCCGAUCGACCUCGGCUGGCGUCGUCGCCGAUCGUCUCGAGGAAGCCCGCGUCGGUCGGCAGGAAACGCUUCCAGGAUGAGGCUUUUUGGACUCGAAGUACCGUUGGUCUUUGAUGCACUGAACCCUUCCCCGAAGGAACGAGCCAAUCAUGCACUGUACUGUAUUAUAAUGUCCAUAGCAAUAUUUAUAGAUGUGUCGUAUCGCUUUGGAGGAGACGACAGUCAUUGAAGUCGUCCGUGACGUCCGCAACGUUCUCAGGUGUGACUCGCCACCGUCGGUGCUUUGAACAUUUUGUCCCAAUGUGCUUUUUUUUUGCGGGUGACUCACUGGGAAGAGCUGCCGCAACUUGUCAUCUUUUGAUCAGUACUGAAGCCAUUCGCGCGCUUGUUGACCAAUCGUUGGGACCAAAUAGAGGGAAAUGUACAUUCAUGAUCGCCAUAUUAUCUCAAGAUGAGUGUAUCAUACUGUCUGACUGUAUUUGUGAUGCCAAAUGAUUUGUCCGAGUAGGGGAAAUAAACCAAGUAUUUAGGAUUUGAGUGUGUUCGCGAUACUGCUGUUUAUUCGAAUUCAUGUCAAAAUAAGCUUGUUUCUAAACCAUGCGACUUUUGAGGACCAGCUGACGAACAUCUGGAACAUUUUAGAAGGAAAAUGAAAAGAGUGAAAGAAGGAAAAGCCAGCCUGACGUUGAGCUUUGUUUAUACUGCCACACAUCAAACAAGAUGUUACAGAGCCUUUACAGCAGCCACCAAAUCAUCACAUCCUGAUCGCUUUCAUGCACAUGCUGACAUCCACUCAAACGUGCACACUCCUGCGAGUUCGUGUCCAUCUGUUUCCACUCGCGUUCCCGAGAUGAGCUUGUCGUUUCAUAGAGGCCGACGGGAGUCCCACCGCAAGCAUGAAUUGUGAUGGGAAACCAUCCAGACCUGUAUCUCAAAAUCAACCAUUUCGAUUUUCUCUACUUGCAAGUGCUUGUAAAGCUCUUUUUCAAGCUUGCCUUUAAAUAGGAUGCAAAUUCCCACCUAUUACAAUUUUUUUUAACUGUAAAAAAAAUGGGGGCACAAAAGAUUAGGAUAAGUCUGCUGUAACAUUACA
Molecule: messenger RNA, 7027 nt
Organism: Corythoichthys intestinalis (scribbled pipefish)
Lineage: Eukaryota; Metazoa; Chordata; Actinopteri; Syngnathiformes; Syngnathidae
Gene: plxnd1
Product: plexin D1
Exons: 36
Coding region: 218-5917 (1899 amino acids)
Biological process (GO): regulation of GTPase activity; regulation of cell migration; endothelial cell migration
Cellular component (GO): semaphorin receptor complex; plasma membrane
Molecular function (GO): semaphorin receptor activity; protein binding
Source: RefSeq, a predicted model, not a curated record